AUACUCGUAAUUAUUCAAAGCUGUUUAUGUUUAAAACGCAAACAACACAGUUUGGAAAGGGUUUCGCGAGUGUUAACUACCACAGUUUAAACGGCAAUGGACAUCACAGAAUUUUGCCAGUUGGUGCUACUGCAAACACCACUUCAGCCUGUUAUCAUCGUCGCUUUCUAUCUUUUAUUCGUUUUGAAACUGGGACCAAUCUGGAUGAAAAACCGACAGCAAUUUGAAAUUAAAAAACUCCUCAUCGUAUAUAACUGUCUCCAAGUAUUUUUCAACGCACAUAUGUUUAUUACAAUGAUGUGUGUUUUACCCAAACUAAAUAUUUUGUGUGGACCCAUCCAGGAUUCAGAACUUGAACUGCAUUCCACUUUGUCAAACGUCUGUCACAAGUACGCUGCUCUUAAAUUGUUCGAUUUGUUAGACACGGCAUUUUUCAUUCUGCGGAAAAGCUACAGACAGAUAUCUUUUUUACAUGUUUACCAUCAUACGAGUAUAUUCGUGAUGGGUUGGGUAAAUAUUAGAUACAUUUUAGUGAACAAAGAGUACCCAAUGGGUCCGAUUAUCUUCUUUGGUGCCUGGAAUACUUUAGUACAUUCCGUGAUGUACACAUACUACUUGCUCAGUAUUAACAAAAAAUAUGUUGGACAGUUAUGGUGGAAAAAGUGCCUCACUUUGCUGCAACUUAUUCAACAUUGCUGCAUGGUUUUUAUGCACAUCGUCGACGUACCUAACUAUAAAUGCCCAAUUCCUAAGCAGUUACAUUUAUGGAGUCUAUUUAAUUUCAUCUUAAUGGUGUAUCUUUUUUCCAAAUUUUAUGUAGAUGCUUAUUGCCGUAAAAAGGAAAAUUUGGACAAAAACGUCGUUUCAGAAAAGUUGGCGACACCUCAUGUACAUUUAGAAUAAUAAGAAAAAUGUGAUGCUUAGAAAUCCUCAUAAACUAUUCAAAAUA
This is a messenger RNA of Zophobas morio, 949 nucleotides long. RefSeq names its product very long chain fatty acid elongase 4-like. The record is from RefSeq and is a predicted model, not a curated record. Lineage: Eukaryota; Metazoa; Arthropoda; Insecta; Coleoptera; Tenebrionidae. Bases 97 to 903 code for a protein of 268 amino acids. Gene Ontology annotation, molecular function: fatty acid elongase activity. The transcript has 5 exons. Gene Ontology annotation, cellular component: endoplasmic reticulum membrane. Gene Ontology annotation, biological process: fatty acid elongation, monounsaturated fatty acid; sphingolipid biosynthetic process; fatty acid elongation, saturated fatty acid.